Messenger RNA from Pocillopora verrucosa, 953 nucleotides. Its product is annotated as cyclic AMP-dependent transcription factor ATF-3-like. Gene Ontology annotation, biological process: regulation of transcription by RNA polymerase II. Lineage: Eukaryota; Metazoa; Cnidaria; Anthozoa; Scleractinia; Pocilloporidae. Gene Ontology annotation, molecular function: RNA polymerase II cis-regulatory region sequence-specific DNA binding; DNA-binding transcription factor activity, RNA polymerase II-specific. The record is from RefSeq and is a predicted model, not a curated record. Gene Ontology annotation, cellular component: nucleus.
AAAGCAGACGAGAGAUCAGCUUUCUGUUUGCCGAAAAGACGGUUUUACAAAAUGGAUUUUCCGACAAGUAAUGGAGUCUAUAUGGAACCAGGAGGCGUCAUUCGAACAGUUGGGAACCCAGUCCCUGACGGUAACAUUGUGAUGGACCAUGCUUUUGAGAUAGCAGAGCUGCCUGUUAAGUUGGAGUUGAGAUACGUCAUAGAAUCAAAACGCGCUGCCAAUGGACUCGACUGUCCGAAGAUCGACCAUAACUCCAAAGAUUCCAAGAACCAACAACUUACGCCAGAAGAAGAGCAGAGAAGAAAGCUUCGGAGGGAGCGAAACAAGGUCGCUGCUUCGAAAUGUCGAAUGAAGCGGAAAGAACAUGUUAAUACCUUGAGACAGGCCGCUGAGGAACUAGAAUCAGCCAAUAGUCAGCUUGAAGCGGAGAUCGCAUACCUCACAGCAGAGCGAGAUCAACUCGAAAUGAUGCUUGACGCGCAUGUCUGUAACAUGGAGAAAGCCGUUGGUCGCGGGCCUGCCUAAGAAUGACACCUUCCCCGAAUUGAACCGAGAUGAGAUGUUCGUUCAUGAGCUGUUUCAUAUGUAUGGAAGAAAAGAAGGAUGGCAAAAGGUGAUCAUUGUCAAGAGACUGCGCUGAAAAAACAAAGUCAGAUUUGCAUCGCUUUUGAAGGAGCUCGCAUAUGACUUGAUCAGACCGCUUGAUUAGUAAUUUUAAGUGGAGACCAGCUUUCUGAUAGCUUCUGUUUUUGUUAUUUGAUAUGUCAAUCAGGCUACCUUAGUCAGACUAAAAAAUACUUACACAAGAAAAGAAAAAACAAAAAACGAACUAACGAACAAACAAACAAACGAACGUACGAACAAACAACCAAUCAAAAAAACAAACGAGCAAACUGUCAAACAGACGAAUUCUUAAGCAUAACAAUCACGUGACUGAUUGAUGAUUUUUCUUG